Molecule: messenger RNA, 2664 nt
Organism: Marchantia polymorpha subsp. ruderalis
Lineage: Eukaryota; Viridiplantae; Streptophyta; Marchantiopsida; Marchantiales; Marchantiaceae
Source: the annotation of a GenBank genome assembly
CGCAGCGCGAAGCUCGUGCACGAACUGCACAGAGGCUUUUCUUGCAUGCGCGAUGCUGAUCUCGAGAUGGGGCACGCCGAUUUCCUCGAGAGCUCGGGCGAUUGUGGGAGAGAAAGAUUGCGCGACGAGUUCGGAUAUUCUUUUUAGUGUGAAGCUGGCGCAAUCGCGCGAAUUUGUGCUGGACGGCAUCGGUCCGGACCUGACCCACCACCUCACGCAGAUGGGCCCGAGGCCCGUGCCCCGAGAGGCGAAGGGCGAAGGGCAAAUGGCGAAGGGCGAGACUGGACAGCGAUGGACGGGAGAUCUGGGCCGAGGAUGUGCGGUAUAAUUAGCGGGGGCCCGGAGAUGGAAGGGCCAACAACUGCGAGCGAUUUGCUCGGCUAAUAAUGGCGUCCUUCGGAAGUGCCAAGGAGGCCGUGGUGGUGCUGGCGCUGGCCCUCAUAGCCUUGAGCUUGAGCGUGAGCGUCGAGAUUGGGGCUGCUGCUGCUGCUGCUCGAACGCCAGAGGUUUUGUUGCGGAGCUCGUCAUCCUCGUCGUCGUCGGUGUUGGAGAGCAAGAUGGACGAGAUGUACGUGAGCGUGGACGAGGUGGAUAUGCUGAAGGUGUACACAUUGAAGCGGGGCAAGAUGGAGGUGAAGAUCACCGAUUGGGGGGCGACGGUGAUGUCCGUCAAGGUGCCCGAUGCGCGAGGCCAGGUCGCGGACGUCGUGCUCGGCUUCGACUCUCCCGCCACUUACAUGGAUCCCAAUUCGACUGCCUACUUGGGGGCCAUCGUCGGCCGAGUGGCCAAUCGCAUCGGCAAUGCCUCCUUCAAAUUGAACGGCAGGGUUUACCAUCUUCCUGCCAACGACGGGAACAACACUCUCCACGGCGGGCUCGUGGGCUUCGACAAAGUUCUAUGGCAAUCUCAGCAACUCGAUCUCGGGCAAGGGCCGUCCGUCCAAUUCUACUACAACAGCUUCGAUGGCGAGCAAGGAUUUCCCGGCAGCUUGGAGGUCUCGGUGACCUACACUUUGGGCGAGAAUGGCGAAUUCAAGAUCGAGAUGGAAGCGAAGGCGGGGAAAAAGGCCACACCUGUGAAUCUCGCGAGCCACACCUACUGGAACUUGCGGGGCCAUGACAGCGGCACAAUUCUUGAUCACUUGCUGCAAAUUUUCGCCUCUCAUUACACACCCGUGAACGAGAAGAUCCUUCCGACCGGGGCGAUCGACCCUGUCCAGGGCACUGCGCUCGAUUUCCUCGAGCAGCGUCCCGUCGGGACUCGAAUUGACGAGGUUAGUGUCCCGACGGGCGGAUACGAUCACAAUUACGUGCUCGGAGGCGUGGACCACGGCGAUUGCGAUGGGCUGAAGAGAGCCAUACGAGUUGUGGAUCCGAUGUCCGGGCGUGUGAUGGAGAUUUUCACCUCUGCGCCGGGCAUGCAGUUCUACACGAGCAAUUUUCUCGAUUGCUACGGGAAAGGAGGGGCUCACUAUCAGCCUCGCAAUGCCUACUGCUUCGAAACGCAAGGAUUCCCCAACGCCGUGAACGAGCCGAAAUUCCCCACAGUCAUCGUGCAACCGGGCGAGAUUUACAGACAUGUCAUGGUCCAUCGAUUCAGCACCUCCUGACCAAUUCUGCUCGAGACAUUUGCCCUUUAUGGCUGAGGAGCUGCGCUGUCGUGAAUAAUUCUGGCAAUCGAUCGACUCCUGUUUGCUGUAUCUGUGAGACUAGCGAGGACAAGAAGGCGACGAUGCCAUCUGUAGCGAGGUUGUCGUGUGUCAGCAGUGGACUUGUUUUUCAUGCCAAUCUCAAUCUCAAUGACAUUGUGAGCUGAGUGAGAUCAUUGUGGACUCAUGAUCCCAGAGAUUUUAGUGAGAUUGUUCCUCGGUAUGGCCGAAGGUCCUUCAGCAGUUCAAAGAGAAUAAUUCUGAACGUGACCGUCCUGAUGAGGCACUUCCUUUCACCCACCAUCAUUUUCCAAUAUGAAAAGUACCAAAUUGGCUGGGCCAGCCUGAGAGGAUCCCCGUCCAGAAACCAAGGCUGAAACACUGCAAUUCUGCAGCAUUUGGUGGAUGUGUGCAAUGACGAACAUCUCUCUCUGAUUCUUCCGAGUACCUUCGUGCCGCCGUCACGAGAAGGAGCGAUUACUCUUUGACGGCCAGAAUCGAAGCCUCGAUUGUACUGUCGAUUGCUCGUGCGAGCGUUGCAUGAACUCCAUCGGCUGACAAGUCCACCAAACACCAAGAUUGGGUCAUCAGUUCAUUCUGCCUUAUAGAACUGUACGUGCACAUCCCUUUUGACCACUUACUACUGAAAGCAAGUAAGGUUUUAUAUUUAUGUAUGUACAUGUCUGUAUUCACCCCGUGGGGGCAUUGAGGAUGGGCUAUCUAAUUCUGCUUGCUAGUAGCAGCAAUAGAUAGCUCUUCCUCGCCUUCAGCACGAUGUGUUGAGCAGGAUUUGACAAUUGAUAAGCAAUCCAACGAGUGAAUGAAUGUAAUAGUGGACACAUGAGCUCUUCCGCCGCCUUUUAAUUCACUGAUUACCCUUUAACAUACCACAAAUACUAUGAAUGGUUAGGGUAAACAUCAAAUCAUGAGACUUGAAUUACAAUAUUUUUACGGGCUUUUUGGAGUUCCGAUUGUUGCUAAGUAAAUUUUGAAGCUUGAAGAACACGAAGAUUUU